Oryzias melastigma (Indian medaka) is the source of this 3000-nucleotide messenger RNA. RefSeq names its product phosphatidylinositol-4-phosphate 5-kinase, type I, beta a (gene pip5k1ba). Bases 342 to 1859 code for a protein of 505 amino acids. Gene Ontology annotation, biological process: phosphatidylinositol metabolic process. The transcript has 15 exons. The record is from RefSeq and is a predicted model, not a curated record. Lineage: Eukaryota; Metazoa; Chordata; Actinopteri; Beloniformes; Adrianichthyidae. Gene Ontology annotation, molecular function: phosphatidylinositol kinase activity.
AGUUGAGGAAUCUCCUCUUCGGGGGGUUGGGGGGGCUUAGGUUUACAUCCAUUCGUUGUGUAAGAGGGAUUUGAGAUGCAAUGGUUCCUACAAUCCUUCUUAAUUAGGAUCACGGGCUUCUUGGAAAAGUUCUGGAAGCCCACAAACACCAGGCGAGCUGGAGGAGUACAGGUCCAGACAGAAACCUCUCAGGAAUGGCCCACCUGGGAAAUGCAGUUUCAGUGAAGCAGAUCAAAGGUCACCUGCUGCGCUUUCCCAUUCACCACUGAGGGGAAAAAGGAAGUCGUUUCAGGAGGAAGAACAGCCGAACUUCCUCUGUUCAGGUUCUCUCUGCCCAAAAGAUGUCCGACGACGCUUCCAUCGGUGAAGGAGAAGGAACCACGCGGCCCAAAGCAGCAGGCACUCUGAGAAAGCCCAAUGCAGCAGCCCUGAAAGGAGCCAUCCAGCUGGGCAUCGGUUAUGCCGUGGGAAACCUGAGCUCCAAACCAGACAGAGAUGUUCUCAUGCAGGACUUCUCUAUGGUGGAAACUGUCUUCCUGCCCAGCGAGGGCAGUACCCUGACCCCAGCACACCACUUCCCAGACUUCCGCCUGAAAACCUACGCUCCGCUGGCUUUUCGCUACUUCCGGGAGCUGUUUGGCAUCAAACCAGACGAUUACCUGUAUUCUAUGUGCAAUGAACCACUGAUAGAGCUGUCCAACCCCGGCGCCAGCAGUUCCUGGUUCUACCUCACCAGUGAUGACGAAUUCAUCAUCAAGACGGUGCAGCAUAAAGAGGCGGAGUUUCUGCAGAAGCUACUUCCUGGCUACUACAUGAAUCUAAACCAGAACCCCAGAACCCUGCUGCCCAAGUUCUAUGGACUUUACUGCAUCCAGUGUGGUGGUGUGACUGUUCGUGUGGUGGUCAUGAAUAACGUGUUGCCACGAGCCAUGAAGAUGCACUACAAAUACGACCUGAAGGGUUCUUUGUACAAACGGCGAGCUUCACGCAAAGAACGUACAAAGUCCUCACCUACGUUCAAAGACCUGGACUUUAAGGAGAUGCACGAGGGGCUGUACUUCGAUCCAGAAACCUACAAUGCCCUAAUGAAGACCCUGCAGAGAGACUGCCGGGUUCUGGAGAGCUUCAAAAUCAUGGACUACAGUCUCCUGCUAGGCAUUCAUGUUCUGGAUAAGAGGCCACUGACCAGAGCAGGCAGGGGUGACAGCAAGAAAGGUCAGAAGGUCCUGUACUCCACGGCGCUGGAGUCCAUCCAGGGCACCGUGAAGGACCCGGAACCGGUGGUCGACGACGACACAUUUGGGGGAAUUCCUGCCAAACACAAAGAUGAGAAUCUGCUUAUCUUUUUAGGAAUCAUCGACAUCCUUCAGUCCUACAGGUUUAUCAAGAAGGUGGAGCAUUCCUGGAAGGCUCUUGUGCACGAUGGAGACACCGUUUCCGUCCACAGACCCAGCUUUUACGCUGAUAGGUUCUUGAAAUUCAUGGGCACCACUGUUUUCAAAAAGGCUCACGCUUUGAGAGGAGCGUCCUCCAGGAGGAAGAAGAGCUCACUCUACGCAUCAAAGUACGCCUCCCAGGAGUUUCUGUCCUCGCUGAAGGAGAAGGAGGAGAAUAAGAAGGCGCAGAGCAUGGACAACCUGAACGAAAGCUUUGGCAGUUCCUCCAAACAACCAGACCUUCUUCCUGUUAUGCAAGAUUUCACCAGAAAUGAAGAUCAGCAGUCUGAAAACAGUGAGGACAGACGAGACUCCAACUCCACCAUCGCUCUGGAUGACGUUCUGUCCUCCCAUCAGUCAGACUCGGAGCUGGACGUCUACCUGACUCACCCAGACUCACCCAUACCCCCCGGCUGGACUUGAUCACUCUUUGUGUCCCAGCAUCCACAAAUUGAGGAUCCCUCUGAACAUGUGAACCUCCCACCUCCAACACAGAGAAGGCAUUAAGACGUUAAAAACUACAAGCAGCCUCUGGUCUCCCGGAUUCAGUGUGCAUCUCUUUCGACUUCGUGUCCGAGUCCUUUUCGUUGUGCCAAAUCACUGGAGACCCAAGGAAUGAACGAAGAAACCAUACCAUGAAGUUCUGGUGGUUUUAUUUAUUGUCUCUAUUCCGAUUCAUGAAACACUGCUGAAUGAAAACACUAUGAAGCUUGCCUCUGCUUUAUGUUUGCUGCUAGCAAACAUUCUCUUAAAUAUAAUGCAUGUGAUCUGUUCUGUUCCUUUUUAUCUUCUUCUUCCUUUUUUUUCAUUGAAUUAGAAAUUUCUCAGUGGCUGGAUCCCUGGAAAUACAUGUUCUUGUUAAACAUGAAAAAUACAAUUAGAAUUUCUGGGACCAUUUUAGUAAAACCAAGAUAUUUUUCUUUGUUUGCAAACAAAAUUUAUACUUGGCUGUUAAAUAUCAAUAGAAUGAGUAAUUUGAUAGUGUAAUAUAUUUAAACUAUGCCAUCUAUUUUCUGUAAACAUUAUUAAAUGAAAAAAUGACUUAUUUUGUGAAAAAUUACUCAAACAUCUACUCUUGACUAAACUUCUGUUGUUAGCAACUUAAACGUGUUGGCAUUUCAAACUAAGAUCAACAUACUUAACAUGUUUAACAUUAUCAUACAUGUGUUGUUGCUACAAUAUAUUUCUGUUAAACUCUUGUGUUUUUGAGCCUUUCAGUGCUAGAUGCUAGCAUGGGAACAAAGUUAAAAAAUGGUUAGCAUGCUAGCAGAGUCCUGAUGUGACUAAUCAAAAAUGUGUGGUCCUGCUGACAUUAUGUGUGAUAGUCUUUGUUUAUUAUUCUGUUAUUUAAAAAUUCAUUUAACAUUUUCUGUGAGCUGAUUUUAGCUUCUGUCUGAAUUAAUUUCUUCACAAUGUUCCUGUGUGCCACUUUGCCAGGAGGAUGGUGGCUUUUCACAAACUGUCCUCUAUGCAAGUUUAAAAACAGAAUUAUGUGUGAUAACACUGCCUUCUUUUGUUUGCCUGUAGUUCUAAAGUGGCUUAUCAAAUAAAAUGAUGAAAUUAU